AUGUCGUUUUUCUCCAAGCUAAACAAGGAGUUCGAGGGGAUGAUGAAGAGGGAUGGUGACAAGAAGGAGGAGCCCCAAGCCCAAGAGGCAACGAGGGGUUACGGAGGCGAACAGCAGUCCUACUACGGCGGCACUCCGCAGCCGCCCCAGCAGGGCUACGGCGCUCCCCCACCGGUAGCGUACAACUCCCAUCCGUCCUACUCGAGCCCGCCUCCUGCCGGCCAGUAUGGCGCCCCUCCCCCUCCCGGCCAAUACGGGGCACCCCCGAGCCAGUACAGUCCUGCUCCGAGCCCGUACGGGGCACCCGCGCCCCCGAGCCAGGGCUACGGCACGCCAGCGGCGGGCAUCCCACCGACGCCGCAGCUCCCGCCGGGCUGGGCGGCGCUGUGGGAUCCUGCUGGGCAGCGCUGGGCCUACCUGGACACUUCCACCAGCAAGGUGAGCUGGAGUUUCCCCACGGGCCCGUCCUAUCCGGCCAUGGACGCUAGCCGCGGAUACGGGGAUCAGCCCGGCGGGGCCGGGUAUGCAGCUGCCGGAGGUGCGUAUGGCGCAGCUGCUGGCUAUGGCGCGGCGGGUGGCUAUGACGGCCAGCAAGGCGGAUAUCAGGGCGGUGGUGCCAGCGGGUACCGGGAGGAAAAGAAGGACGACUCGAAGAAGAACAUGAUGAUCGGUGCUGCCGCUGGACUUGCCGUUGGCGCCGUCGGUGGAGCCCUCAUUGCCAAUGCUCUCGAUGACGAUAACGACGACAACAACAGCAACAGCGGGGGCGGCGCACCACCGUUGGAUGAGCCCUUGCCAGAGGUUGAUAAAGACGGGGACUCCGUGAGCAGUAGCGACAGGGAAGAGGUCGAGGAAGCAAGAGAGGCCUACGAGGAAGCCUACGAGGAGACUUAUGAUGACUGA
Molecule: messenger RNA, 903 nt
Organism: Drepanopeziza brunnea f. sp. 'multigermtubi' MB_m1
Lineage: Eukaryota; Fungi; Ascomycota; Leotiomycetes; Helotiales; Drepanopezizaceae
Molecular function (GO): protein binding
Source: RefSeq, a predicted model, not a curated record